Molecule: messenger RNA, 3978 nt
Organism: Crotalus tigris (Tiger rattlesnake)
Lineage: Eukaryota; Metazoa; Chordata; Lepidosauria; Squamata; Viperidae
Product: B-cell linker protein-like
Exons: 15
Coding region: 655-1692 (345 amino acids)
Biological process (GO): intracellular signal transduction; cell surface receptor protein tyrosine kinase signaling pathway
Cellular component (GO): cytoplasm
Source: RefSeq, a predicted model, not a curated record
AAUGGUUACAAGAUUGGAAAAACGAGAAACAUUUGUGUGUGAAAAGGGCCUACUUACUUUCCCAGACCCUCUCCCCCCCAUUAUCUGUUUAGUGUCCAAUGGGGUUCAAACAAAUUGUUUUGGUAACAGUUCCGAUUCUUGGCAGGUUCGGUGACGAUCUGCAUUCCAUUCCCACACUUGUAGCUUUGGGGUCAGCCAGCCGAUUCGGUUUCUGGUCUUUCCCCCACCCAUGUUUUGGCUCUCCCUCUUUCCUUCGGGGCUCAUGGCAGUCUGGCAUCAGGGAAGCAGAGAUGGGGCAAAGCAAGAUGGCAGCACUGGCACUGACAUUACAACUGCGCCAAGACGAGCUUGUACAUCUCACUAAACAAUAACUUGGCUAUCUUGGUUUAAUUUGUGACGCUGCUCCUCUUGGCACUUUUUCCAGAGUUUUAACAUCCCUAUCCUGUCAGAACUAAGCCUUCCAUCUCCCCCAUCCUUCUGUCCGAGCCAAUGAAGCCUCUUGAAUGAGAAGCGAAGCAUCUUCGAGGCAGAACAGGAAAAAAAGUCCAGUUUUCUUUUCAAAAAGCAUCUUUGCAACAACCCAGCCCUGCCAUACCCAUUAGCUGAAGCCAUCUCCCUUUCCCACCUCCCCUUUCCAAUACCUGCACAAUAUCUAUGCAAAUGGGCAAACAAACUCCCGUCUCUCCAGUGCAAGAGAUUCAACUGGGCACGGAAGACCUGCUUUGCUUCAGCAUGAAUAUAUUUGGGAAGAAUAAGGCUCCGUCUGAACUUCCACCAGAACCUCCAAAGAGACCAGAUGUCCAGGGGGAGGCGGUUCCUCCAAGCCUUGCUGAGGAGGAGGAGGAGGAAGCUCUGUAUAUCUACGAAGCUCCCCCAAGAGAAGAACCGGCUAAGAAAGGGUCUGUAGUCCAGCCGCAAGAGCCUGAGGAAGGCACAUACCUUGAUUGUCCAAAUCUGAGGCGCUUCUCUCUGCCCGUCAAUUUGCAUUCCAAGCCCUGCAUGUUGCUCGCAAAGCCCGGAGCUGAAGAUAGUGAUGACGAAGGGACAAUCAACAUCCAAGCCCUUGAGGAAGCACUGAAAAAGGGAUUGAUGAAGUCUCCUCAGCCUCCUUCUCUUCCGCCCUCAGCUCGCCGGGUGUCUUUGCCCGCCUCAGCCUUCUCUGGACAUCAAACAAAAGUGGCCAUAAACAACGAUGUUUUCCUGGCCACAGAAGAUGACAAGGAUGAACCUCAAGAUCAACCUAUCUAUCUGGAAUGUGAGGCCAGCACAGGCGUGGUGCCCAGCAAAGGGCCUUCUUCUCCAGUCUUGGACCCUCUAACCUGCCUCUUGAAACAAGCCAAGUCCAAAAUUUCUUCUUUGGGAUCUCAGCAGGAUCCUGAUAUGAAAAAUGCGGCAUGGUAUGCAGGCAACUGUGACCGGCGUACGGCUGAAGCAGCUCUCCUCCAAUUUAACAAGAACAGUGCCUUCAUGGUACGGCAGAGUUCUCGCCGUUCUCCCAGGCAGCCCUUCACCUUGGUGGUUUUUUACAAGAAUCAUAUCUAUAAUGUUCCUAUCCACUACCAGGAGAGCAGCUGUCAGUUUGCCCUUGGCAAGGACGGCAAGAGCCAUGAGAGGCAGAAGACUGUUGGUUUGCAAAAUUCCGGACAUGACCUACCAUCAUCAUCAUCAUCCAGACAAGCACCUGCAACAUAAGACCUGGCAUGACAAACUAGCAACAAUGGUGCAUUGGAAGAUCUGCAAGAAAUAUCAUUUGCCUGUAAGCAAGUCAUAGAAAAUGAUAAAGUUAAACUGCUCUGGGACUUCAGAAUUCAAACAGACAAGCACCUGCAACAUAACACCCCGGACUUAACAAUUGUCGAUAAGAAAGACAAAAAAGUCUAGAUAGUGAUGAUAGGGGAUGACGGGGGGUAUUUGGAAGGGAUUCCUGUUCUAUUUCUCAUAACUUCUGCUAACAGUGUCCUAUUUCCAGCCAGAACUGUAUAUAUCUCGGUAAACCCGUUCUGUACCAAUGACCUUGCUGCAAUAGUUAUCCAGUCAGGAAGGUAUCUGUAAAGCAAUAAAGUAAAGUCAGCAGAAUAAGAUAGCUGUGCAGAGAACAGUGAGUUGGCAAAAGUUCCACACUCCACUGUCCUCUCCUAAGAAUGAGUCUUCUUGCACCAUCCAUUGCUCCCUCCCCCAUUACCUUUGCUCAUCGCUAAAGGUUGGGAGCAGAACAAGGAUCUCUCAAGAUGUGAUUAAAAAGAAGUCAAGAUGGCAGCCACAAUGUGUGAUCAAAACUCCACCUGUUUUCCAUGUAUGACUUGCAUACAAAAUGGCAGAGCUUUAAUUAUACCGUCAUGGCCACUAUCUUGACUUCAGUGACAACAGCAGGCUGAAAGAGAGGGAAAGGGCUUAGCAAACAAAGUAUGUGAGCCCAAUGUCCUUAAUGAUGCCCACAGUGAGUUGGAACAGAAAAAAAGGUUCUUUUCCCUCAUCUCCCAGUGUGCUAAACCUGCCGAGACCAUUUUUCUUGAGGUCUCCUUGCAAUUAUCAGGAGCACUUGUGGGCAAUCUCAAGUCAUCUCCUUGUCUGGAGGGGAAUUAUGAAGAGCUGGAUCGACCUGCUAUCUUUCCCUUUUGUUGCAGCAUCAACUCCAGCUUCAAUCUGCUAUUUUUCUCCCCAGAAGUCAGAAUGUCCUGCAUAUAUGCUGAUAAAAUUUGUCCUUGGUCUUCCAACAGCAUAUUUACUGUUGUGAGUGGGGUGGCCACAUAAACCAUAUCAAUGAAUAAGAGAGUGUAAAUGUUUUCUUAACAAGGGAGUCUGCAGGGUUAGUCAAAAUCCAAGAUGGCAGCCACGUUGGUGUAAAUGAAGGUCUCCUGUUUUUUUUUUAAUGUGUUGUACAUGCAUGACCCCAAUUUCUAGCAAACACUGAAGCCUUCAUUUCAGAGUAAUUAAUCUUGAGGCGUUUUCUAGGGCAGCGUUUCUUAACUAUAGCAACUUUGAGCUGUAUGGACUUCAACUCCCAGAAUUCCUUAGCCAAUAUGCUGGCUGGGGAAAUCUAGGCGUUGAAAUCCACACCGCUUAAAUUUCCCAUGAUUGAGAAUCCCUGUUCUAGAGCAGGUCAAGAAGGUUUAUGCCUUUUAUUUACUUAGCUUUAGGUUUGUGUGCUGUCCAAAUCCUUUAAUAAAAAAAACACUUAAUAAAAUUCGUGAGUCAGAAAAGGUGCCAUCAGGCUCCUUCAGAAAAGUUAAAAAGUUGUUGAUUUGUUUGUGGUUCAAGUAAUCCGUUGUUCUGAAAGCAAUAUAAAAGGCUAUAAUUAUGAAACUUUUGGCUAGCACCAUAAAAAACAAAGAGAAAAGAGAGCAAUGAAGAAAGAAAGCCAGCGGUCAAUCUGACCAUUUCUCUGCUUCUUGCCAACUCAAAUAAAACAAGAAGUUAUAGCUUGGGCGAACAGAUCCACUCAGUCCAAAUCAUCCUUUUGGCAGUUACAAGAGGAAAAAAAAAAACGGAGAUGAGAUAAGACCCAGAAAAACAAGAGCAUAUUUGAUUGUGAAGAGAUAGAUUAAAUUUAAACAGAAGUGUGUUUCUCCUUCCUGCAGAGUCCCUCGGCCUCUUAUUUUUUCAUAAAAUAUUACGAGGAUCCAGCAUUUUAAUGUCAUUUUAAAUUUUGCAAGGCAAGAGUGCUUUUACAAAAUGGCUGCAGGGCAAAUGGGAGCCUUUGCAAGCCUUGUAGCUACAGUGCCUUGCACCCAGUCGAAUGCCUAAGGGCUGCUAGUUGUUAAAGAUGCAUCAGCAAUGGAGGCAGGAAUUGGCUUUACAGAAUUUGGAAGACAGAACAGAGCUGGAAGGGACCUUGGAGGUCUUCUAGUCCAACCCCGUUCAAGCAUGAGACUCUAUGCCAUUAUGGACAAAUGGCUGUCCAGUCUCUCCUGGAAAACCUCCAGCGAUGGAGCAUUCAGAACUCCUGGAGGGAAGCUGUUCCACUGAUGGUUUUCAUUC